AUGCUGCUUCUGCAAAUUCCAUUGCUAACUGUUCUCCUCGCAGCUGGUGACAAUGAAGAUGCCUUCCAGGAGGAGAUCUCCUUUAAAAUUAUCCUCAGCUCAUCCUUCUACAACCGUUCCUGGGUGAAAAGUCAGAACUCUGCUUGGCUGGGUGACUUGCAGACUCAUGGCUGGGACAGCAACUCUGGAAGAAUUAUUUUUCUGCGACCUUGGUCUAAGGGCAACUUUAGCAAGGAAGAGAUGAAAGAACUGGAAAAGUUUUUCUAUCUGUUGUUAAUUGACGUGCCUCUAACAAUUCAAAGGCAUGCCAGUCAAUGGAAGUUUACAUAUCCCUUUGAGACUCAGAUAACAGGAGGCUGUGAGCUGCACCCUGGAGGAGCCAUAGUAGACUUCAGUCAAUUAGCUUAUCAAGGAUCAGAACUCCUGCACUUCCAGAACAAUUCCUGGCUGCCAUCUGUAAAGGAUGAAAUUACAGCUGAGCCUAUGAGCAGAGUAUUCAGUCAGUACCAUGUCUCCAACAAAAUAAUACGGAGGCUGCUCAGUGACACCUGCCCACGUUUCCUCUUGAGCAUUCUUGAUGCGGGGAAGGCAGAUCUCCAGAGAGAAGUAAAACCAGAGGCCUGGCUGUCCACUGGCCCCAAUCCCGGUCCUGACCGCCAGAUGCUGGUUUGCCAUGUCUCUGGCUUCCAUCCAAAGCCAAUUUGGGUCAAGUGGAUGCGAGGUGAACAGGUACAGCAGAGCACUCAACAGAGUGGCAUCUUGCCCAAUGCUGAUGGGACAUGGUACCUUGAGGUUUUCUUGGAGGUGGAAGCCACUGAGACAUCUGGCCUAUAUUGCCGGGUGAGACAUAGCAGCCUGGGAGGCCAGGACAUCCUCCUCUACUUGGCCUUCCAGGAGCAGAUCUUCAAAAUGAUUUACAGUUCAUCCUUCUACAACCGUUCCUGGGUGAAAAGUCGGCACUCUGCAUGGUUGGGUGAUUUGCAGACUCAUGUCUGGGACAGCAACUCUCAGACUCUCAUUUUCUUGCGUCCUUGGUCCAAGGGCAACUUGAGCAAGAAAGAGAUAAAAGAACUGGUAGAGUUCCACCGUUUGUUCUCUGCUCAAAUGCCCAACCAACUUCACAGACAUGCCCGUCAAUGGCAGCUUAAAUAUCCCUUUGAGAUUCAGAUAACAGGAGGCUGUGAGCUGCACCCUGAGAAAGGCAUGGUAAUCUUCCUGAAAGUUGCUUAUCAAGGAUCAGAGCUCAUGCACUUCCAUAACAAUUCCUGGCUGCCAUCUGUAAAGGAUGAAAUUACAGCUCAGCCUAUGAUCAGACGAGUCAAUCAGUACCAUAUCACCAACAGAAUAGUACAGAGGCUGCUCAGUCACUCCUGCCCACCUUUCCUCUUGAGUAUCCUUGACGCGGGGAAGGAAGAUCUUCAGAGAAAAGUAAAACCAGAGGCCUGGCUGUCCACUGGCCCCAAUCCCGGUCCUGACCGCCAGAUGCUGGUUUGCCAUGUCUCUGGCUUCCAUCCAAAGCCAAUUUGGGUCAAGUGGAUGCGAGGUGAACAGGUACAGCAGAGCACUCAACAGAGUGGCAUCUUGCCCAAUGCUGAUGGGACAUGGUACCUUGAGGUUUUCUUGGAGGUGGAAGCCACUGAGACAUCUGGCCUAUAUUGCCGGGUGAGACAUAGCAGCCUGGGAGGCCAGGACAUCCUCCUCUACUUGGAACACCAUCACAGCUCCAAGGACUGGAUCAUCCUGGCAGUGAUGGUGCCCCUGGUGCUCCUGACAGCUCUUGCAUUUUGGCUUAGGAAGAGCUGGUCACACUGUGAGCUUCCUGUCAGGCUUCUUCCUUUGAAAUGA
Messenger RNA from Pipistrellus nathusii (Nathusius's pipistrelle), 1845 nucleotides. The record is from the annotation of a GenBank genome assembly. Lineage: Eukaryota; Metazoa; Chordata; Mammalia; Chiroptera; Vespertilionidae.